AUGUGGAUGUGGAUACUUCCGGAGGAGCUAAUCGCCGGAAUACUUUCCCGACUGCCGGUCAAGUCUCUGUUACGUUUCCGGUGCAUUUCCAAAGCAUGGUUCGCUCUAAUCAAAGACCCAACUUUCAUCAACAUGCAUCUCCACAGCAACACAGAACGCACUCUCAUUAUGCAGACAACGAUGACAAGGAACCUUGAGGAUGAUCGGCGGCUAAAUUUAUAUUACUUCUUGGUAAACUUAUCGGACGAGGAUCAGCCCGUGGAGGUCUUCCCGCCGUUCUAUGAUCGACAUAUAUCCUCCUUCCCUGAAAUCAUCGGCUGUUGCAAUGGCUUGGUUUGCAUCCGCAGUUAUGAACAUAAAAGGACUGUGAUUUGGAACCCAUCAAUCAGAAAAUACAAGAAAUUACCCUCUGAGCCGACCUUGCUCGCUCCUCGUUGCCGUUCCUAUUUUGCAUUCCGCGGGAAAGAUUUUGCAUUUGGGUAUGAUCCAGUCAACAACGAUUACAAGGUUUUAAAGAUUGCGCAAUACUUUGAAAGUCAUGAAAGCAACGAAUUUGAAGUUAACGUAUAUAGUUUGAAAGCACAUUCGUGGAGAAGAGUAGAAGACGAAUGGCCUUACAAGCACUUGGAUGUAAUUUCUUCGGGGCCGGUUUAUUUGAACGGUGCUUUCCGAUGGUUGGUUAAGACUCAGGCUGAGGAAUCCGCCUUGUCGCAUUCAAUAUCACCGCCGAGAAAUUCCAAGAGCAAACGCUUCCGGUUGAAGUCGAACCAAAUUAAAAUCGUCAUGCCUUCAUGGUUAUUGGGCCUCAUCCUCAUGGCUGCAACAAGGUCUGGACAGGGACUUGUGUGGAAAGCCUCUUCCUCCUUGAUGGUGAUAAUGUCGAUCUUGGAAUUGCUUAAGAAGGGCUUAAUCAGUGAAGAAUCGUAG
This is a messenger RNA of Alnus glutinosa, 927 nucleotides long. RefSeq names its product F-box/kelch-repeat protein At3g06240-like. The transcript has 2 exons. The record is from RefSeq and is a predicted model, not a curated record. Bases 1 to 927 code for a protein of 308 amino acids. Gene Ontology annotation, molecular function: protein binding. NCBI's taxonomy places the organism in Eukaryota, Viridiplantae, Streptophyta, Magnoliopsida, Fagales, Betulaceae.